Choloepus didactylus (southern two-toed sloth) is the source of this 6128-nucleotide messenger RNA. RefSeq names its product integrin subunit beta 4 (gene ITGB4). The coding region runs from base 306 to 5717 and encodes 1803 amino acids. Gene Ontology annotation, cellular component: cell surface; focal adhesion; membrane. Gene Ontology annotation, molecular function: integrin binding. The transcript has 41 exons. Lineage: Eukaryota; Metazoa; Chordata; Mammalia; Pilosa; Megalonychidae. The record is from RefSeq and is a predicted model, not a curated record. Gene Ontology annotation, biological process: cell communication; integrin-mediated signaling pathway; cell adhesion mediated by integrin.
GGCGGCGGCGCCCCGGCUCCUGCCCGGACAGGUGCGCGCGGUGCGCAGGAAUGCGGCAGGCCUGACUCACCAGCGCCUCCCUCCUACCUGCGCCGCGCGCCCCAUAAAGCAGCGCCCUCCCCGGCCCGGGCGCCUUUGCCGUCCCUCCCUCCAGCCCUUCCCCCGGACGGGCUCGGUUCGCGCCUCCAGCGGGAGCCGCCGCGCGCGCAGACCAGCCUGGGAGGGCGCGAGUCCGCCCAAGGUGACAGAGCAGCUCCGAGGCCCCCAGGCUUCUCGCAGAAAGCUGCCCCCCAGGGAGGAAGAGGAUGGGGGGGCCGUGUCUCAGCCCAUGGACCAGGCUGCUGCUGGUGGCCCUGCUGAGUGUCAGCAUCCCCGGGGACACGGCAAACCGCUGCAAGAACGCGCAGGUGAAGAGCUGCACCGAGUGCAUCCGUGUGGACAAGGGCUGCGCCUACUGCACUGAUGAGAUGUUCAAGGAACGGCGCUGCAACACGGCAGCACAGCUGCUGGCCGCAGGCUGCCGGCAGGAGAGCCUGGUGGUCAUGGAGAGCAGCUUCGAGAUCACAGAGGAGACUCAGAUUGACACCACCCUGCGGCGCAGCCAGGUGUCUCCCCAGGGGCUGCGGGUCCGGCUGCGGCCCGGCGAGGAGCGAAGCUUCCAGUUCGAGGUGUUUGAGCCCCUGGAGAGCCCCGUGGACCUGUACAUCCUCAUGGACUUCUCCAACUCUAUGUCCGACGAUCUGGCCAACCUCAAGCAGAUGGGGCAGAAUCUGGCCCGGGUCCUGGGCCAGCUCACCAGCGACUACACCAUCGGGUUUGGCAAGUUUGUGGACAAAGUCAGCGUCCCUCAGACGGAUAUGAGGCCCGAGAAGCUGAAGGAGCCCUGGUCCAACAGCGAUGCCCCCUUCUCCUUCAAGAAUGUCAUCAGCUUGACCCAGGAUGUGGAUGAGUUCCGGAGUAAACUGCAGAAAGAGCGGAUCUCGGGCAACCUGGAUGCCCCUGAGGGAGGCUUUGAUGCCAUCCUACAGACGGCUGUGUGCACGGAGGACAUCGGCUGGCGCUCAGACAGCACCCAUCUGCUGGUGUUCUCCACCGAGUCGGCCUUCCACUACGAGGCCGAUGGCGCCAAUGUGCUGGCGGGCAUCAUGAGCCGCAAUGACGAGAAGUGCCACCUGGACCACACGGGCACCUACACCUGGUACCGGGCACAGGACUACCCGUCGGUGCCCACCCUGGUGCGCCUGCUGGCCAAGCACAACAUCAUCCCCAUCUUCGCUGUCACCAACUACUCCUACAGCUACUAUGAGAAGCUCCACACGUAUUUCCCCGUCUCCUCGCUGGGGGUGCUGCAGGAGGACUCGUCCAACAUCGUGGAGCUGCUGGAGGAGGCCUUCAACCGCAUUCGUUCGAACCUGGACAUCCGGGCCCUGGACAGCCCCCGAGGCCUGCGGACGGAAGUUACCUCCACGAUGUUCCCAAAGACAGAGACCGGAUCCUUUCAUAUCCGGCGUGGGGAAGUGGGCACAUACCACGUGCAGCUGCGGGCCAUCGAGGAGGUGGACGGGACGCACGUGUGCCAGCUGCCUAAAGAGGACCAGGAGGGGAACAUCCAUCUGAAGCCUUCCUUCUCUGAUGGCCUCAGGAUGGACGUGGGCCUCAUCUGUGACGUGUGCAGCUGUGAGCUGCAAAAGGAGAUCCGGUCUGAUCGCUGCAACUUCAACGGAGACUUUAUGUGUGGACACUGUGUGUGCAGUGAGGGCUGGAGCGGCAAGACCUGCAACUGCUCCACCGGCUCGCUGAGCGACACACAGCCCUGCGUGCGGGAGGGUGAGGACAAGCCGUGCUCCGGGCACGGCGAGUGCCAGUGUGGGCGCUGCGUGUGCUACGGCGAGGGCCGCUACGAGGGCCAGUUCUGCGAGUACGACAACUUCCAGUGCCCGCGCACCUCCGGCUUCCUCUGCAACGACCGGGGACGCUGCUCCAUGGGCCAGUGCGUGUGUGAGCUCGGCUGGACGGGCCCGAGCUGUGACUGCCCUCUCAGCAAUGCCACCUGCGUCGACAGCAACGGGGGCAUCUGCAAUGGGCGUGGCCACUGCGAGUGUGGACGCUGCCACUGCAACCAGCAAUCACUCUACACGGACACCACCUGCGAAAUCAACUACUCAGCGAUCCGCCUGGGCCUCUGCGAGGACCUGCGCUCCUGUGUGCAGUGCCAGGCCUGGGGCACCGGUGAGAAGAAGGGGCGCACGUGCGAGGAGUGCAGCUUCAAGGUCAAGAUGGUGGACGAGCUUAAGAGAGCGGAGGAGGUGGUGGAGUACUGCUCCUUCCGGGACGAGGAUGAUGACUGCACCUACAGCUACACCGUGGAGGGCGACGGUGCCCCCGGGCCCAACAGCACCGUCCUGGUGCACAGGAAGAAGGACUGCCCACCUGCCUCCUUCUGGUGGCUCAUCCCCCUGCUCAUCUGCCUCCUGCCGCUCCUGGCGCUGCUGCUGCUACUCUGCUGGAAGUUCUGCGCCUGCUGCCAGGCCUGCCUGGCACUUCUUCCUUGCUGCAACCGAGGCCACAUGGUGGGCUUCAAGGAAGACCACUACAUGCUGCGGGAGAACCUGAUGGCCUCGGACCACCUGGACACGCCCCUCCUGCGCAGCGGGAACCUCAAGGGGCGGGACACGGUCCGCUGGAAGAUCACCAACAACGUGCAGCGGCCCGGCUUUGCCAGCCACACCGCCAGCACCAACACCCCGGAGCUGGUGCCCUAUGGGCUGUCCUUGCGCCUCGCCCGCCUCUGCACCGAGAACCUGCUCAAGCCUGACACCCGAGAAUGCCAACAGCUACGCCAGGAGGUGGAGGACAAUCUGAACGAGGUGUACAGACAGAUCCCAGGCGUGCACAAGCUCCAGCAGACUAAGUUCCGGCAGCAGCCCAACGCCGGGAAAAAGCAGGACCACACCAUCGUGGACACGACGCUGACGGCUCCCUGCUCGGCCAAGCAGGCCCUGCUGAAGCUGACGGAGAAGCAGGUGGGGCAGGGGGCCUUCCACGAGCUCAAGGUGGCCCCGGGCUAUUACACCUUCACCGCCGACCAGGACGCCCGGGGCAUGGUGGAGUUCCAGGAGGGCGUGGAGCUGGUGGACGUGCGGGUGCCCCUCUUUAUCCGGCCCGAGGAUGACGACGAGAAGCAGCUGCUGGUGGAGGCCAUCGAUGUGCCCACGGGCACUGCCACCCUGGGCCGCCGCCUGGUGAACAUCACCAUCCUCAGGGAGCAAGCCAGCGGGGUAGUAUCGUUUGAGCAGCCCGAGUACACUGUCAGCCGUGGGGAGCAGGUGGCCCGCAUCCCUGUCGUGCGGCACAUCCUGGAAAACGGCAAGUCCCAGGUUUCCUACCGCACACAGGACAACACAGCGCAGGGCAACCGGCACUACGUCCCCGUGGAAGGUGACCUGCUGUUUUACCCUGGGGAGACCUGGAAGGAGCUGCAGGUGAAGCUGCUGGAGCUGCAAGAGAUAGACUCCCUCCUGCGCGGCCGCCAGACGCACCGUUUCUACAUCCAGCUCAGCAACCCCAAGUUUGGGGCCCGCCUGGGCCAGCCCCACUCUGCCACCGUCAUCAUCGGGGACCGAGAUGAAGUGGACCGGAACUUAGUGGGCCAGACCCUGUCAUCGCCCUCAGUCCCUGGUGAACUGGGUGCCCCACAGAACCCCAAUGCCAAGGCCGCCGGGUCCCGGAAGAUCCACUUCAACUGGCUGCCCCCUCCUGGCAAGCCGAUGGGGUACAAGGUGAAGUACUGGAUCCAGGGUGACCCCGAGUCCGAAGCCUGGCUGCUCGACAGCAAAGUGCCCUCGGUGGAGCUCACCAACCUGUACCCGUACUGUGACUACGAGAUGAAAGUGUGUGCCUACUGGCCACAGGGCGAGGGCCCCUCCAGCGCCCUGGUGUCCUGCCGCACCCACGAGGAAGUACCCAGCGAGCCGGGGCGUCUGGCCUUCAACGUUGUCUCCUCCACGGUGACCCAGCUGAGCUGGGCCGAGCCGGCCGAGACCAACGGCGAGAUCACGGCCUAUGAGGUCUGCUACGGCCUGGUCAACGAGGACAACCGACCCAUCGGGCCCAUGAAGAAGGUGCUGGUGGACAGCCCCAAGAAGCGGAUGCUGCUCAUUGAGAACCUGCGGGAGUCCCAGCCCUACCGCUACACCGUGAAGGCGCGCAACGGGGCGGGCUGGGGGCCCGAGCGGGAGGCCAUCAUCAACCUGGCCACCCAGCCCAAGCGGCCCAUGUCCAUCCCCAUCAUCCCGGACAUCCCCAUCGUGGACGCCCAGGGAGGGGAGGACUAUGACAGCUUCCUCAUGUACAGCAAUGACGUUCUACGCUCCCCGGCUGGCAGCCAGAGGCCCAGUGUCUCUGACGACACUGAGCACCUGGUGAACGGGCGGAUGGACUUCGCCUUCCCGGGCAGCGCCAACUCCCUGCACAGGAUGGCGGUGGGCAACGUCGCCUACGGCACCCACCUGAGCCCGCAGCUGCCCCACCGCGGGCUGAGCGCGUCCUCCACCCUCACGCGGGACUACCACUCGCUGACCCGCACGGAGCGCUCGCAGACGCUGCCCAGGGACUACUCCAUGCUCACCUCCCUCUCCUCCCACGGCCUCCCUCCCAUCUGGGAAGACGGGAGGAGCAGGCUUCCGCUGUCUUGGACCCUGGGAGCCCGCUGGCGGGCCCAGGUGGAGGGGCUCCCCCGCUCCGGGGGCUUACGGGACUCUAUAACCCUGGCUGGGCAGCAAACAGCGCCCUCCUGGGCCCCAGACUCGCGCUUGGCUGCGGGUGUGCCCAACACACCCACCCGCCUGGUGUUCUCAGCCCUGGGACCCACGUCUCUGAAAGUGAGCUGGCAGGAGCCUCAGUGCGAGCGGGCACUGCAGGGCUACAGUGUGGAGUACCAGCUUCUCAAUGGCGGAGAGCUGCACCGGCUCGCCAUUCCCCACCCCGGCCAGACAUCGGUGGUGGUGGAAGACCUGCUGCCCAACCACUCCUAUGUGUUCCGCGUGCGCGCGCAGAGCCAGGAGGGGUGGGGCCCGGAGAGGGAAGGCAUCAUCACCAUCGAGUCGCAGGUGCACCCCCAGAGCCCACUCUGUCCCCUGCCAGGCUCUGCCUUCACCCUGAGCACCCCCAGUGCCCCGGGCCCACUGGUGUUCACGGCCCUGAGCCCAGACUCGCUGCAGCUGAGCUGGGAGCGGCCACGGCGGCCCAACGGGGACAUCCUUGGCUACCUCGUGACCUGCGAGAUGGCCCACGGAGGAGGGCCAGCCACCACAUUCCAGGUGGACGGAGACAGUCCCGAGAGCCGGCUGACGGUGCCGGGCCUCAGCGAGAACGUGCCCUACAAGUUCAAGGUGCAGGCCAAGACCACCCAGGGCUUCGGGCCCGAGCGUGAGGGGAUCAUCACCAUCGAGUCCCAGGAUGGAGGCCCCUUCCCGCAGCUGGGCAGCCACGCCGGGCUCUUCCAGCACUUGGUGCCGGCCGAGUACAGCAGCCUCACCACCACCACUCACACCAGCAGCACUGAGCCCUUCCUCGGGGACGGGCUGACCCUCGGGUCCCAGUGCCUGGAGGCGGGGGGCUCCCUCACCCGGCACAUGACCCAGGAGUUUGUAAGCAGGACGCUGACCACCAGUGGGACCCUCAGCACGCAGGUGGACCACCAGUUCUUCCAGACCUGACCCCCCGCCCCCCAGCCUGCAGGGCCCUGGAGCCUGGACCACCCCCAAGUCCCGCCUCUACCCCCCACCCCCACCCCGCUGCCUCGGCUACUCCAUCCUUAGGGCCUCUGGGGAACCAGCUCCCCACCCAGUGCUGAGCACUCUCUGGGGUGUGACCUCUGGCCACAGAAAAGGGGGCCAGUGUCCACUGGGAGGUAGGUAGGGGGCUGAGGUCCUGGAAGACCCUCCUGGCUGUGCCCCCUUCUCGCGGCCCAAACCCUUUGUAUCCAAAGAGCUGGCACCAGCAUGCCCUGCACUUACACACUUUUUGCUACUUUGUGUAUUUUUCUGUAAACCAACAACUGCUCUAAAAAAUAAAUUUAAAAAGGAAGAAAGAAAGAAGCACUUAAUAAAGGUUUUUGCUACUGCUUG